AUGCAUACUUUGCUCAGUGCAACCCUAACCAACCAGCUAACUUGCUUUGCAGAGCUUGAUGCCCUCACAUCACCGUCGAUUCCUAAAGAUGUAUUUUUGGCUCUAUUAUCCAAUAUUGGGAGUACGCUAUAUAGCGUGUCACUCGCUAUUUUCAAACAUGGUUGGGUUAAUACAACAAGAAGAGGAAGAGGUAGGAAAAAUCCCGACGUUUCAGUUUCUGAAGAUGAUGGAAAAUUGAGGCUUUAUCCAUGCGGACCUGCUGUGAAUGCGACUCAGAAGGUUGUAGUAGAUCCUAGUGGAAAUGGAAAUUUUACGAUGAUUAAUGAUGCUGUUGCAGCAGCUCCAAACAACACUGAUGGCGGCAAUGGGUAUUUCUUGAUUAGUAUUGCGGCUGGUGUGUACCAAAAGUAUAUUAACAUACCGGUAAACAAGAAGUACUUGAUGAUGAUCGGAGCAGGGAUUAAUCAGACUAUAAUUACUGGCAAUCAUAGUGUCUCGGAUGGGUUGUCCACAUUCAACACAGGAACAUUCAUUUUCCAACUGUUCUGCAAGAACGUCCCGUCAUCUGCGUUCGUCACAAGGUUAACCAUUUUUAUAGACGGGUCUGGUAUGAGAGACCAUCGAUGA
Messenger RNA from Daucus carota subsp. sativus, 627 nucleotides. Its product is annotated as probable pectinesterase/pectinesterase inhibitor 20. The coding region runs from base 1 to 627 and encodes 208 amino acids. The transcript has 2 exons. Gene Ontology annotation, biological process: cell wall modification. Lineage: Eukaryota; Viridiplantae; Streptophyta; Magnoliopsida; Apiales; Apiaceae. Gene Ontology annotation, molecular function: pectinesterase activity; pectinesterase inhibitor activity. The record is from RefSeq and is a predicted model, not a curated record.